This is a messenger RNA of Arachis duranensis, 592 nucleotides long. Its product is annotated as guanine nucleotide-binding protein subunit gamma 2. The record is from RefSeq and is a predicted model, not a curated record. The transcript has 4 exons. The coding region runs from base 218 to 520 and encodes 100 amino acids. Gene Ontology annotation, biological process: G protein-coupled receptor signaling pathway. NCBI's taxonomy places the organism in Eukaryota, Viridiplantae, Streptophyta, Magnoliopsida, Fabales, Fabaceae.
AAAAAGAUCCCAAAUAGAUAAAAGAAAGAGAUUGCUUUUUCUGGUUGGAGGAAUGCAAAUUGGAAAGGGGGACAGAAAAGAAAAGAAAAGAAAACGUGUUUUUGAAGAGUAGAAAGUAAGUGCGGUGAAUGGAAAAGACGAUUUGAGUGUGUUGAUAGCAUUUUAGGUAUCGAAUGAGGUGAAUAUCUCCCAAUAAUCUGAAGCAGUGUGUCUGUGCAUGGCGUCAGAAACGGCGUCGUUGGUUGAAAUUGAAACGACGACUGUGUCUGAGAAAAUAGGGAAGCAUAGGAUUCUUGCAGAACUCAAGCGCCUCGAUCAAGACAUCAAAUUCCUUCAGGAAGAAUUGGAAGAGCUUGAGAAAGCAGAUAAUGUGUCAAUCAUAUGCAUAGGUUUGCUGCAAAACGUGGAAAGUAGGCCUGAUCCACUUCUUCCCGAAAUCCAUGGAGCAGUAAACGUGUUAUGGGAUCGAUGGUUUGAAGGUCCUCAGGAGCCACACGAAUGUACAUGUUUGAUUCUAUGACUUUAAUUAGAGCGUAAUUGAGGAUAUGUACAAGUACAAUUAUUCUUUUUAACGAACAAAUCCUUGGUUUCA